Molecule: messenger RNA, 5010 nt
Organism: Globicephala melas (long-finned pilot whale)
Lineage: Eukaryota; Metazoa; Chordata; Mammalia; Artiodactyla; Delphinidae
Gene: SPATA7
Product: spermatogenesis associated 7
Biological process (GO): photoreceptor cell maintenance; protein localization to photoreceptor connecting cilium; protein localization to photoreceptor outer segment
Cellular component (GO): rod photoreceptor outer segment; axoneme; ciliary basal body
Source: RefSeq, a predicted model, not a curated record
UUAUUGAGGUGUAACUUAAAUAUAAUAAAAUGAACUAAUUUUAAGUGUACAGUUGAAAUUUUUGAAAAAUAUAUACAUUUUUAUGAUCACCACUACAGUCAUGCUAUAAAAGAAGGAUGGGCUAACUACAGCUUGCAGGCCAAGUCAUCCUGCCACCUGUUUUUGUACAGCUCCUGAACUAAGAGUGCUAUUUAUAUUUUUAAAUGGUUGAAAAAAAUCAGAAGAAUAAUAUUUUGUAACAUGUGAACGUUACAUAAAAUUGAAAUUCUGUCGUCCAUAAAUAAACACAGUCACAUUCAUUCUUUUACACAUCGUCUGGUGGCUUUUACACUAAAAGGCAGAGUUGACUAGUUGUGACAGAGGCUAUAUCACCCUGCAAAGCCUGUAGAAUUAGCUCUCUGUUCCUUUACGGAGAAUGUUCACUGACUCCUGGUAUAGAACAUUUUCAUCGUCCCAAAAGGUUCUCCCUGGUCCUUUGCAAUCACUCUCUUCCCUCCAGUUCCUGGCAACCACUGAUCUCCUUUCUCUCACUAUAGUUUUGCCUCUUCUAGAAUUUCAUAUAAAUGGAAUUAUACAAUAUGUAUCAUUUUGGGUCUGGCUUAUCUCAAUUAGUUAACACUUUUGAAACUAAUCCAUGUUCAGUAUUUCUUCCUUGUUAUUGCUAAGCAGUAUUCCAUUUAAUGAAUAUACCACAAUUAGUUUAUCACUUCAUCAGUUGGUGGACAUCUGGAUUGUAUUGACUCACUUUUGGCAAUUAGGAAUAAAGCUGCUGUACACAUUCACAUAGAAUCUUUGAAUGUAUGUUUCCAUUUCACUUGGAUAAAUUUAUUUGCUAGGAGUGGAAUGGUGGCGUAAUAUGGUAAAGUGUAUGUUUAACUUUAUAAGAAACUGCCAGACUGUUUUCCAGAGUGACAUUUUUCAUUUCCAUCACUUCCACAUCCUCAUCAACACUUCCUAUUGGCAGUCCUAGUGGAUAUGUAAUGGUAUCUCAUAGGGUUUUAGUUUCUAUUUCCCUAAUGUCUAAUGAUGUUGAGCAAAUUUUUUUUCCCUUUUUUUAAUUGAAAUAUAGUUGACAUACAAUAUUACGUUUCAGGUGUACUACAUAGUGAUUUGACAUUUGCAUACAUUAUGAAAUGAUCACCAAGUCUACUAACCACCUGUCCCCAUAAAAAGUUAAUUGCAAUAUUAUUGACCCUAUUCCUUAUGCUAUGUAGUACUUAUCCGUGGCUUAUUUAUUGUUUAAAGGGAGGCUUGUACCUCUUAAUCCCCUUCACCUAUUUUGCCCCCCAUUCCCAGCUCCCUCCUUUCUGGCAACCACUCAUUUACUCUUUGUAUCUGAGUCUUUUCAUUUUGUUUGUUCGUUUUGUUUUUCGGAUUCCACAUAUAAGUGAGAUCAUACAGUAUUUGUCUUUUUUGUCUGACUUAUUUCACUUCUCAUAAUACCCUCUAGAUCCAUUCAUGUUAUAGCAAAAGACAAGACUUCAUUUUUUAUGGCUGAGUAAUAUUCCAUCAUAUAUGUACACCACAUCUUCUUUAUUCAUUCAUCUAUCAAUAGUCACUUAGCUUGCUCCCAUAUCUUGGCUGUUGUGGAUAAUGCUGUGGUGAACAUUGGAGUGCAUAUAGCUUUUUAAUUACUGUUUUUAUUUCCUUCAGGUAAAUUCCCAGAAAUGGAAUUACUGAAUCAUAUAGUAGUUCUAUUUUUAAUUUUUUGAGGAACCUUCAUACUGUUUUCCAUAGUGAUUGUACCACCAGCAGUGCACAGGGGUUCCCUUUUCAUUGAGCAACUUUUCUUAUGCUUAUUUGCCAUCUGUAUAUCUUCUUUGGUGAAAUAUCUAUUUAAAUUUUUUGCCCAUUUUUAAAAAAUGGAUUGUUUGUCUUCUUAGUAUUAAGUUUUGAGAGUUCUCUUUAUAUGAAUAUGGGUCCUAUGUCAUAUACAUAUUUUGCAAAUAUUUUCUCCCAGUCUGUGACUUGUCUUUUCAUUUUCUGAAGUUUUUAUUAUGAAAUAACUUUAGGCUUACAGAAAAGUUGCAAAAAUAGUACAGAAUGUCAAAGAAACCCUUCACCCAGCUUUUCCUGAUGUCAAAAUCUUCCAAAGCUAUAAUACAAUUAUUAAAACCAGGAAAUUAAUAUUGACACAAUAUUAUUAAAUACAGACCUUAUUUGAAUUCCACCAGUUUUUCACCAGUGUCUUUUAUUUUUUAAUUUUAUCAUUAGAAGAGCUAAAGUUUUUAAAUUUUGGUUCAUGUUUUCUGAAGUUUAUAUUUUAAAUGAUUAAAAAAUCUAAAGAAAAAUAUUUUGUUCUAUGUGAAAUCAAGUCCAGCUUUUCAAAUUUUUAAUAGUUUAUGCUUUUCAUAUCCUGUUUAAGAAAUCUUUGCCUAAUCUUAGGUCAUUAAGAUUUUCUUGUGUGUUUUCUUCUAGAAGUAUAAGUUUUAGCUCCUACAUUUCAGUUUAUAAUCCAUUUUGGGUUAGUUUUUUUAUAAGGUAUGAUAUAAGGAUCACUUUUUUGCCUAUGGAUAUCUAAAUAUUGAAGUACGAUCUGUUGAAGAGAUUGUCCUUUCCUUAUGGAACUGCCUUGGCACUUUUUAAAAGACAAUUGACCAUAUGCAAGAGUCUGUUUCUGGACUUACUCUUCAGUUCUGUUGAUCUGUUUGUCUGUUAGAAUACCACACUGCUGUCAUCACUAUAGCAUUACAGUAAGUCUUGAAAUUAGAUAAUGUAGGUGCUCCAAUUCUGCUCUUUUAUUUUCUCAAGCUUGUUUUGGGACUCCAGUUACAAGUAUGUUAAGUGAGUGAUACAGGUAGGUUAAGUCAGUGAUGCUCUGCACAUUUGUUUUCCAGUCUUUACUCUGUUUCAUUUUGAAUAUUUAUAUUGCUGUGUUUUCAAGUUCACUAAUAUUUCCUUCUGCAGUAUCUAAUGAGCUGUUAAUCCCAACCAGUAUAUUUUUUAUCAAAGGUAUUUUUCAUCUCUAUAAGUAGAAUAAAAAUCAAAACAAGGAAGUGCAAGUUCUGGAACUUUUUGUGAUUUUCGCAUUUGAUAUUUAUUGUCAUUUAUAAAAAUUAAGAAUAAUAUUAAACAACUGAUCUUUCUUUCAGCUGCAGUAGACUGCUCAGUUCCACUAAGCAUGAGUGCCAGCAUCAAAUACCUUACAUUCCGGUUGAAGGAGACAAACGAUAAGCAAAUGCAAAGAAAUGAGUAAAUAUAGACUAUAUCAGAUGGUAAUAAGUGCAAUGAAAAAGAAUGAAGCAGGAUAAGGGAGAUUGGGACUUUGGAGAAGAAGGCCUCACUGAUAAGAUGCAGACCAACAACGAAGAGAGAAACUCAAAAAGGGAUUAGCACGGUGUGAAAGGGAAUUGAAAUUAACUAAAACUGCAAUGCAAUCCAAUUCUAAAAGUAAUUCCAAGUCAUUAUUUAACACUCUACAAAAGCCUCCAGGAGAACCACAAGAUGAAGAUGCUAUGUUAAUCGAAGAAGUGAACAGAUUUCCAUCCUUUAAAAGGUCACCAGUAACUUCUUCAGAGCGACUACACUUAAAUCCACCUAAAUCUGAUAAAGUCCUCACAAAUGGUACUGAGAAGAACUCCAGUUCCUUCCUGUCCAGCAUGGAUCACGCUGCCUCUGGGUCCAGGAAAUCAUCCUCUGGAACCUCCUACGGCAGAAGGCCCCGGAGCACAUCCCUAAAUUCCCAGCGGUUUCAGUUAGUAAUUUCAAAAGCACCCAGUGGGGACCUUUUGGAUAAACAUUCUGAACUCUUUUCUAACAGACAUUUGCCAUUCACCCCACGCACUUUAAAAACAGAAGCAAAAUCUUUCCUGUCACAGUAUCGAUAUUAUACACCUGCCAAAAGAAAAAAGGAUUUUACAGAUCAGCAGAUAGAAGCUGAAACUCAGACUCAAUUAAGCAGCUUUCAAUCUGAUUUUGAGACAGUUGAGAUUAAGAACUUCACAGAUUCAGAAAUGAACAUAAAGCAGGCAUCUAGCUGUAUGUCGUAUGGUACCAAAGGAAAAAUAACCCCUUUACCUUUACAAGGACAUGAAUUACCAUUCGAUGAGGUUAAAGACAGUGCUCUUCAGUGCUCCUCAUCAAGGGCGGUAUGUCAAUGUUCCCUGCAGCCUCCUUCAGGGAGAAAAAUCUAUUCUGAUGAAGAAGAACUGUUGUAUCUGAGUUUCAUUGAAGAUGUAACAGAUGAAAUUUUGAAACUUGGUUUAUUUUCAAACAGGUUUCUAGAACGACUGUUUGAGAGACAUAUAAAACAAAAUAAACAUCAUUUGGAGGAGGAAAAAAUGCGCCACCUGCUACAUAUCCUAAAGGUGGACUUAGGCUGCAUUUCCAAGGAAAACUCAGUAAUGCUAGAUGAUGUUGGUAUGUUGCAUUUACUUGAUUUUGAAAAGGCUGAGAAUUCAGAACAAAAUGAAUAUAAAAAUGAACAAGAUUUAGCCAUUCAACAGGAACGUCAAGAAUACCAAAAAGCUUUGACUAUGUUAUUGUCUGUUCCAAAGGAUGAGAACAAGAUAGUCUCUUCACCAAAUGAAUUUUUCCUGCCUGUCUAUAAAUCACAGGAUUCAGAAGGGGUUAUAAUUCAACAGGUAAAUGAUGAAAUGAAUCUUGGAACUUCAGUUUGGGAUGAAAAAAAUGUAAGUAUGUCAGACAGUUUACUAGACCAAGAAACUUCUGUGAAUGUCAUUGAAGGAGACAAAGACAAUGAAAAAGUCGAGACUUCAAAUGAAUUGUGUUGUUUUAGCACAGCACUCUCCCCGUCUGUUCAGUUAUGCAGUGUCAACGAUGGUAAUCAGGACAUGGAAGGACCAACUCUUAAAAUCAUGGAAAUGAGCAUUGAGGACCGAUCUUUCGAUGCUUGAUCUUCAUUAAUAAAUAUCCCAAAUGGCCAAUAAUUCAACAUUCCUUUCACUUUUUUUUACUUUUUUUUACUUUUUUAUAUUAAGAUUUGUUUGUUUUCUAUGUUGUAUAAUAAAUUACUGUACAUUUAGCAGCUUGAAACAGCACACAUGUAUU